CCCUCUGGUUUCCGGUGCCGUCACGGGACAGAGCAGUCGGUGACAGCCCCGAGGGCCCCCGCCCCGCUCCCAUGGCCGAGCCGGACCCCUCUGACCCUCUGGAGACCCAGGCAGGGAAGGUGCACGAGGCUCAGAACUCGGACACAGAUUCUGACACUGAGGGAGGAGCAGCUGGCGGUGGAGAGGCAGAGAUGGACUUCCUGCGGAAUUUCUUCUCCCAGACCCUGGGCCUGGGCUCCCAGAAGGAGCGCCUGCUGGACGAGCUCACCUUGGAGGGGGUGACCCGCUACAUGCAGAGCGAGCGCUGUCGCAAGGUCAUCUGUUUGGUGGGAGCGGGAAUCUCCACGUCCGCAGGCAUCCCUGACUUCCGGUCUCCUACCACCGGCCUCUAUGCCAACCUGGAAAAGUACCAUCUUCCUUACCCAGAGGCCAUCUUUGAGAUAGGCUACUUCAAGAAACACCCAGAACCCUUCUUUGCCCUCGCCAAGGAGCUGUAUCCCGACCAGUUCAAGCCGACCAUCUGCCACUACUUCAUCCGCCUGCUGAAGGAGAAGGGUCUGCUGCUGCGAUGCUACACGCAGAACAUAGACACCCUGGAGCGGGUGGCAGGGCUGGAGCCUGAAGACCUGGUAGAGGCCCAUGGCACCUUCCACACGUCACACUGCAUCAGCCCGCUGUGCCGGCGCGAGUACACGCUGAACUGGAUGAAAGAGAAGAUCUUUUCGGGGACGAUUCCCAAGUGUGAGAAAUGUCAGAGCGUGGUGAAGCCUGAUAUAAUCUUUUUUGGCGAGAACCUCCCAGCACGCUUCUUCUCUUGUAUGCAGUCGGACUUCCUGAAGGCUGACCUCCUCAUCAUCAUGGGCACCUCCCUGCAGGUGCAGCCCUUCGCCUCCCUCAUCAGCAAGGUGUCACUCUCCACCCCACGCCUGCUCAUCAAUAAGGAGAAGACAGGCCAGAUGGACCCCUUCCUGGGAAUGAUGAUAGGCCUUGGAGGUGCGAUGGACUUUGACUCCAAGAAAGCCUACAGGGAUGUGUCCUGGCUGGGGGACUGUGACCAGGGCUGUCUGGCUCUUGCUGACCUCCUUGGAUGGAAGAAAGAGCUAGAGGAUCUGGUCCGGAAGGAGCAUGCCAGAAUAGAUGCCCAGAAAGGGUCGGGGACCCCCAACCCCACCACUGAUGCUUCCCCUGGGAAGUCUCCACCUCCUGCCAAGGAAUCCAGGAGCACAGAGGGAGAGAGGCCCCAGUGAUGGCCCAGCUCCCAAGUAGGACACCCACUCUUCUGGAACAGUGGAGCCCCACAGACUCGGAGUCCUCUAACUCACAGCUCUUGUCUGUGGGGCUCAGUGCAUCCCUUAGUCUCUUAACCUCUUCCUCCCAAAACUGGAGUCCCCAGUGCCCCUCUUUAUUCUUAACACUCUCUAGGGCCCAAACUUGAGGCCUGUCCCUAACAGCCCACCAUCGCUAACUGCCCCAGCAGUAAGGAGCAACAUCCCCUAAUCUCUAACUGCUCCCAGGGGGGUCCAAACUUCUAACUGUCCCAGGACAGUUGGGUUGAGGACCCCCCUCCCCUCCACUUUACUGUUCACAGGGACUAGUGACCAUGUAGUCCAAUUUUAACCUACCUGAUGGGGGAGGAAGGGCCCCCCAAGUCUGCCUCUAGCUCCCAAAAUAGGUGCUUGGCCCUUUCCCUUGGGACCUGCUUUCCAUUGGGGGGAUGGGUAGAAAAUGUUGCUUAUCAUAGAUAAAUUAAAAACAAAGACAAAACCAAGCGACACUUGGA
Molecule: messenger RNA, 1780 nt
Organism: Castor canadensis (American beaver)
Lineage: Eukaryota; Metazoa; Chordata; Mammalia; Rodentia; Castoridae
Gene: Sirt2
Product: sirtuin 2
Cellular component (GO): nucleus
Molecular function (GO): NAD+ binding; transcription factor binding; histone deacetylase activity, NAD-dependent
Source: RefSeq, a predicted model, not a curated record